CGACUAAAUACAGAAGAAAGAAUCGCAGAUGCAUAUAGGAGUAGUAAGCUAUAGUAAAGUAUACACAAGCCGUAAAUUUGUUUUCUUGAUUAAAAAAUGUCUAUAACAUCUAAAUUGAUUCUUGGAGCAAGUAUUGGGGUAUCAGGUGGAAUCAUUCUGUAUGUCCACUUGAAGCAAGAUUCUGACAUAGAAAAGCUUCACAUGGGAGUAAUGAAAGAUAUAGAAAGACAAAGAAGGAGAAAAAUUGAGAAUAUUUACUUACUUCAGCAACAAUCAGAAUUGACCAAAGAAUUUCAAAGAGAUAUUGCUGACAAAACCAAGGAUGGCAACGCUAUGCCAAGUUGAAGUGCGUGUCACUCCAUGUUUACACUUGUUAUUUCUAAGCUGAUAUAUUAAGUUUUGAUAUAUUCAAAAAUUUGUAAAUUUAUCGUGUAAAUAAAACAUUGAAAUACACCUUAAGUUUAUAUAUAAUUA
Molecule: messenger RNA, 474 nt
Organism: Nasonia vitripennis (jewel wasp)
Lineage: Eukaryota; Metazoa; Arthropoda; Insecta; Hymenoptera; Pteromalidae
Gene: Pet117
Product: protein PET117 homolog, mitochondrial
Exons: 2
Coding region: 97-345 (82 amino acids)
Biological process (GO): mitochondrial respiratory chain complex IV assembly
Cellular component (GO): mitochondrion
Source: RefSeq, a predicted model, not a curated record